Messenger RNA from Medioppia subpectinata, 669 nucleotides. Lineage: Eukaryota; Metazoa; Arthropoda; Arachnida; Sarcoptiformes; Oppiidae. The record is from the annotation of a GenBank genome assembly.
GAUUGCAUAAUGUGUUCAAUUGCUUGUCUUAAACACAAUGUGUUUUCAAAACUUAUUAAUUAUUUUAUAACAAGUCAUACACUAUAACGUAUAGUGUACUCAAUCGCCACAUUAUUACCAUUACAUUAUCCGGUUUUUAAAUAUUUUAAAAUGAGAUAAUUGUCUUAAAUGGGAGACAGAGAUCGGGCCGAAAGUUUGCCUCCAGUGGCCGUCGCCGACAAUAAUGUGCCGAAGAGUGGCAAAAGAAAUAAUAAAUAUUUGGAGAUAGCAUUCAUGUCAUGUGUGACGGGAGCCGGUCUUCUGUUCGGCUUUUCCACCGCAUUGUCAAACGCUAAGAAGAAAGACGUCAACGCUUUCGAUAAGGGUAUAUCGAUUGUGAAGACUGUGGGCAACCAAAGUGGCGGAUCUCUGGCCAUGAGAGCCCUGUUGUGGGGAACGGUCUACGCGUGCACUGGUUUCGGGGUCUUCUGUUUCACAGUGUGGAAGGCUAUGGGUGUUAACGAUUUAAAAGAGUUUCGCCAUAAAGUGGGCACAUAUUUACCUCGACUUACGCCCACUGAGUCCACAAACGCGAGGACAGAGUUCGCGUCGCUUAAAGAUUUAUUGCAAUACAUUAUCGAUGAGUCGGACAGAAGUAAGUCAGAAGAUAACGACAAGACUAAGAAAUGA